AUGUCUCAGGACGUUGCUCUCGCGGCCUUGCGUUCGAAGAUUGCCGCCGUGUUGCCCAGCCACAUGCGGUCAUUGCAAUGGAUGGCCCUGACGGGGCUUCCUACAGCAUCUAACUACAAGGCCGACCGGAGAAGGCUUUCAGGACCUGGCAAUUUCCCAGGGAAGGAUCAGGACUUCCUGACGAUUGGAGGAAACUCGAUUCUAGCCAUCAAAGCCGCACGGGAGCUGUUUCACUUCCACACAGCAACCGGGACGAGGUCGGCUAUCAGUACUGUCAUUCGGUUCACUUUCACCGGCGUCAUCGAUACGGAAGCCCUCGCGGAGUCCUUCAAAGUCGUUCAGCGCGAGAACUCCAUCAUGCGAGCUCGUUGGUGA
Messenger RNA from Colletotrichum graminicola M1.001, 375 nucleotides. RefSeq names its product amino acid adenylation domain-containing protein. NCBI's taxonomy places the organism in Eukaryota, Fungi, Ascomycota, Sordariomycetes, Glomerellales, Glomerellaceae. The transcript has 3 exons. Bases 1 to 375 code for a protein of 124 amino acids. The record is from RefSeq and is a predicted model, not a curated record.